Messenger RNA from Phycomyces blakesleeanus NRRL 1555(-), 999 nucleotides. RefSeq lists its product as hypothetical. The record is from RefSeq and is a predicted model, not a curated record. The transcript has 5 exons. The coding region runs from base 1 to 999 and encodes 332 amino acids. NCBI's taxonomy places the organism in Eukaryota, Fungi, Mucoromycota, Mucoromycetes, Mucorales, Phycomycetaceae.
AUGUCUAACAAUCGAAUUAAAAACGAUUACGUUUUCUGUCAAUGUCCUGAAUGCAUAGCAUCCAGCCCUUCUGGAAAGCGCCAAAGAAAACAAAAUGCAAGACAACAUAAUAAAGAACAUGGUCUGCUAGUUUCUGCAGCCAACACAACAGACAUACAAAAUGAAGAUAUUGAUAUAGAAGACUUUAUCUUUGAUAAUGAUAAUGCAGACAAUGUAAAUUCUGAUGAUAAUGAUAAUGAAGAAAACACCAACCUUGAAUCACUUGUAAUUGAUAGCAAUAAAAUUGAAGAAGGAAAUGCAAGUUUUGAUUUCGAACAAGGCGAGACUUUGGAUGUUGACACUGAGAGUUCUCUGGAUUGUGAAUCUAACUUAUCAUUUGUCUUCAUAGUUCAUGAGUUUUCAGUAAAUAGCAUGCCCAUCUAUAUUCGUUUCGUAGCUAUUUUCAUUGUCAUAUCUCACCUGAUCUUUUUGGUAGAUAAUUGUGAAUAUAUUCUCAUUGAGUUCUGCAACAAUCUUCUCUCCAUUUGCAACCUGGCUGGUUCUCUCCCUUUGACAAUCGACAGCCUAAGACAUAUUACUGGUUUUGACGAAGCAACAAAAGGAAUGACAGUGUACGUGACAUUAAUGGUGUAUCCAUACAACUUACUUAAGCACGCAUUACAGCAAAAAUUUUUCAAGCCAGAUUUUGAGCAAAGAAUUAAUCUUUGGAGAAACCGCCUAACAAUAGAAAAUACAAAACUUGAUAUUUAUGAUGGUUCAAUGUGGAAUGAGCUACAAGACAGCAAUGAUGCAAUGUUUGUUGAUGAUUUCCAAUCUCUGAUGCUGACGUUAAAUAUCGAUUGGUUUCAACCUUUUGAUGGCCAAACCCACUCGAGUGGUGCAAUUUACUUGUCCAUCAAUAAUCUCCCACGAAGUGAACGUCUCAAACCAGAAAACAUCAUUCUUGUUGGCAUGAUGCCAGGACUAAAAGAAGCAAGCACAGAUAGCAUGAACCACUAA